CGACCUGUUUUCAACCCACCGCUCAUUUUGUUCUUUGCGCAUCUACACCCUGGCAUUUUUUCACUAAAACUCAACGACCCGGACACAAUGGCGACGGUUCUCUGCGGCGUCUGCGAGACAGAGCCAAAGAAAUACAAAUGCCCAACUUGCGCGCUUCCAUACUGCUCAUUGACAUGCUUCAAAACACAUAAAGUCACCCACCCAGAAGACGCCGCCUCGUCAACAUCAAAACUCGCCAAGCCAACCAUCCCACAACCACCACCGCCCGCUCCUAUACCGCGCUACCUCAAAAGCCGCACCGACUUCUCUACUCUAGCCACCAGCCCCAAAUACCAGGCCCUUAUAAAAGCAAACCCUAUAUUGCUCUCCACCUUCCAACGCGUAUACGCCAAGACCAUACAACCCGACCCUGAAGACGAAAGACGACGGCGUAUGCUCGAGAGGAACAUGUCUCGAGGACGCGGGUCAAGAGGUAGAGGAAGGGGUAGAGGAAGAGGCGGCAGGAACUGGGAGGAUAGAGAAGAGAGAUGGACACCUAAGAAGGGGGACAAAGAUGCCAUGGCGGUGUUGAAGGCGAUUCGGAAUGGGGAGGACAACCAAGAGGAAAAAGAGGCGAUGGCACAAUUUGUGGAGUUGGUCGAAGAGCUUUUCGGGAAGAAAGAUAAGACGACCGGUGUUGAAGGAUGAGCCGCGACCUGAGCUACGGAAACGUCGAGAUGGUCUACAUUGAUCCACCUUGAUCUGUCGAAUCGAGCUCGCUCCUACCAGAUGAAUGAGAAAAUCACCAGGAUAGUGGCUAUCUGAAGAGCGGAGAUUUUCAGUUAUUGGGCAAUUCCGUGUAUGCCAAUGGAGCCAGAUAUGGGUAUCAACGUAUGGUAGGUUGAUCAUCACCAAAACCCCCAUUAAACCGGGCCUUCCUGCCCGCUUUCUGGGCCAUGAUAGUGUGGAUACGAAGGGUGUCCAGAGGCGAAGAAUGCUAGCCAAGAAAGAUGUCACGAGCC
Messenger RNA from Bipolaris sorokiniana ND90Pr, 1001 nucleotides. RefSeq lists its product as uncharacterized. NCBI's taxonomy places the organism in Eukaryota, Fungi, Ascomycota, Dothideomycetes, Pleosporales, Pleosporaceae. Gene Ontology annotation, cellular component: nucleus; pre-snoRNP complex. The coding region runs from base 88 to 687 and encodes 199 amino acids. The record is from RefSeq and is a predicted model, not a curated record. Gene Ontology annotation, biological process: maturation of LSU-rRNA from tricistronic rRNA transcript (SSU-rRNA, 5.8S rRNA, LSU-rRNA); snoRNA localization; box C/D snoRNP assembly. The transcript has 2 exons.